Molecule: messenger RNA, 3060 nt
Organism: Chilo suppressalis (striped riceborer)
Lineage: Eukaryota; Metazoa; Arthropoda; Insecta; Lepidoptera; Crambidae
Source: the annotation of a GenBank genome assembly
GCUGUCCCGCCUUAUAGGUUAACACCAGCUAAGAAGGAGGUCAUGAAAGCUGAAGUUGAUAGGAUGUUGGCUGAGGAUGUUAUAGAGGAGUGUGAGUCUGCUUGGGGAUCUCCGGCCUUGUUUGUACCCAAAUCAAACGGAAAGGUCCGUUUCUGUGUAGACUACAGAAGACUCAAUGCGGUGACUAAGACCGAUGCCUAUCCUAUGCCUUUGAUAGACGAGCUUUUUCAGUCUACUAAAAAGAACUGUUACAUGAGUUCUUUAGAUAUGCGUAGUAGUUAUUGGUAUGUCUCCGUACGCGAACAAGAUAGAGACAAAAUCGCCUUUGUAACGCCGUUUGGAACGUAUCGUUUUAAGCGCAUGCAUUUUGGGUUAAAGAAUGCGCCUUCCACCUUCCAAAGGUUGAUCGAUAGGCUUCGUUUUAGCGCUUCUUUAAUGGAUGUUACGAUACUGGCGUAUUUAGACGAUAUUUUGGUCCUAACAGAAGGAUCUUUUGAGAAACACGUUGCAGAUUUGCACGCUGUCUUCGAGAGACUGCGUUUCUUCAAAUUACGUGCUAAUAGAGAUAAGUGCAUGUUGGUUCGUGAUAAAAUUAAGUACCUUGGUCACGUGAUUACACGCGAUGGUAUAGCUCCCGAUGAGGAAAAGGUUAGUGCGGUUCUAAAUAUGAAAAGACCUUCGUCAUUACAACAUCUUAGAACGUUCAUCGAAACCUGUUCCUGGUUCAGGAAGUUUAUUCCCACCUUUUCUGCGGUUGCUGAACCGUUGACACGUCUGACGAAAAAGUGUCAAUCCUGGUCUUGGGGAGCUGAUCAACAACAUGCAUUUCAAGAGUUAAAGAAUCGUUUGUCGUCUGCGCCUAUUCUAAUUCAGGCAGAUUAUAGCAAGCAUUUUAUAUUGAGGACCGAUGCUAGCAAUUAUGCCUUGGGUGCGGUCUUAUUACAGGGCGAAGAAAAGAACGAGCGGCCGAUUGAAUACGCCAGCCGUCUUCUUACACCUGCCGAGAGAAACUACAGUACAACCGAGCGGGAGGCUCUGGCGGUUGUAUGGGCUGUAGAGCGUUUCAGAGGCUACAUCGAAGGACAUGAAAUUAUAUUAGGAAGUGAUCAUCAACCAUUAAAAUGGUUACUUACCUUGAAAUCGCCAUCUGGUAGAUUAGUUAGAUGGGCAUUAAAAUUACAAGCUUAUAAUAUUCAGUUUCAGUAUACUCCAGGAAAGGCGAACGUAGUUGCUGAUGCACUCAGUCGUCCAAUCUGUGAAGAAAAUGAUAAGAAUCAGUGUGGUCGAAUUGGAAGAUACAUCAGAUUUAGAAUCAAUAGGUGCAAAAAGAUGGUCUGAACGUGGAUAUUUUAUGCAACAAGGAGUCUUAUAUAGGUAUAACCCUGAUUCGGAUAGACACAGUUAGUUGUUCCUUCGUCUUUACGUACAGAAAUAAUAAAAGAGUGUCAUGAUGGGGCCACAGCUGGCUACCAUGGGGUUGAUAGGACUUAUAAUAAAGUCACUCAUCAUUUCUUUUUUCCAGAUUUGUUUGGUCCACUUCCCAUGGGUAAAAAUGGGGAACGCUGGGUUUUAAUUGUUGAGGACACGGCGACACGCUGGGUUGAGCUUUAUACCCUCCAAGAAGCAACGUCGGAGAUUACUCCGUACUUGCAACGGUUUAUUGAUUCACUCAUAGCAGUUAAAGAACGCGCCGAAGUUCAACAGGACCGUCGCAAAGAGAUUGCGGACAAGUCAAGGAGUCCUGCAGAGUCGUUUGAUGUAGGCGAUCAAGUUUUAUUGAAAACACAUGUUUUAAGUAAUGCAGAUAAAAAGUUAUCUUCUAAGUUUAUACCGAAAAGAGAUGGGCCUUACAUGAUAGUUAAUAAAGCUAGUCCUACUGCCUAUGUUAUUGCUAAUAUAGAAAACCCUAAUGAAAUUUUAGCGGCAAAAACUAACACAUUAAAUAGAAAAAAAAUACCUAUUGCUACUGUUGUCAUAUAUCAUAUAACAGGAACAGAAAAGACAAGAAGUGUGAGAAAUAAUUUCAAGAUGUUCUCCCGUGCUUUAAAACCUGUUGCGGUUGCUGCAGCCCAAAAUGGAGCCAAAAAUUUUUCCACCAGCAGUCAGAUGAAUUACAAAGUGGUAGUAGCUGGUGCAGCUGGUGGAAUUGGCCAGCCCCUGGCUUUGCUCCUCAAGCAGAAUCCGCUGGUCACUAGGUUGGCCCUCUACGAUAUUGCGCCAGUCACCCCCGGCGUCGCAGUUGACUUAUCUCACAUGGACACCCCAGCCAAGGUCACGGGCUACAAGGGUCCAGAAGAGCUGCCAGCUGCCAUCAAAGAUGCCGAUGUUGUAGUGAUCCCAGCGGGAGUUCCCCGUAAGCCGGGCAUGACUCGCGACGACCUUUUCAACACGAAUGCCUCCAUCGUCCGCGACCUCGCCUGCUGUGUCGCUCAGAACGCACCCAAAGCCAUCAUGGCCAUCAUCACAAACCCCGUCAAUUCCAUGGUACCCAUCGCUUCAGAAAUCAUGAAGAAGGCGGGUGUUUACGACCCAGCCCGCAUCCUAGGCGUCACCACUUUGGACGUUGUGCGCGCCGCUGCCUUCAUCGGCGACAUCAACGGCGUGGACCCUUGCUGCGUCACCAUCCCCGUCAUAGGAGGACAUUCGGGUGUCACCAUCAUACCCUUGUUGAGCCAAAGUCAGCCUGCUGUCAAGCUGUCGGACCAGGAGAAGAUUAAGGCACUCACUCAGAGGAUACAGGAGGCUGGUACCGAGGUGGUGAAAGCGAAGGCUGGCGGCGGUUCCGCCACUUUGUCGAUGGCGUAUGCUGGCGCCCGCCUCGCCGGCUCCGUGCUGCGAGGACUCAAGGGUGAGAGCAACGUUGUGGAAUGCGCUUACAUUAAGUCUGACUUGACCGAGGCACCUUACUUCGCCAACCCCGUAGUGUUGGGCCCCAAUGGUGUGGCCAAGAACCUUGGCUACGGAACCCUCAAUGCUUACGAGCAAGAACUGCUCAAGGCAGCCAUCCCCGAACUACUCAAGAACAUCAAGACCGGUGUCGAUUUCGCCAACAAGUGUUAG